Messenger RNA from Iphiclides podalirius (scarce swallowtail), 2634 nucleotides. The record is from the annotation of a GenBank genome assembly. Lineage: Eukaryota; Metazoa; Arthropoda; Insecta; Lepidoptera; Papilionidae.
AUGUCAUCAAAUGCAGUCUUAGUAGCUGCAGACAAAGUUCCAUUUGAAGAACUUUGUACUCUUUUUGAUAGUCUCAAGAUAAAAAAGAAGAAUGAGAAAUUCUUUUUGUUGACAAACUACAUAGACGAUUUUAGGUUACAAGUAGCUCAAAUCACAGAAGAAAAGGAUUCCAGUUUUUAUCCUAUAUUGAGAUUGCUAUUACCUGCAUUAGAAAGGGACAGAAAUCCGUAUAAUAUAAAGGAAGCAAGACUCGGUAAUAUAUUAGUAAGAGCGCUGGAUUGGAACAGAAAAUCACAGGAUUCUCAAAAACUAUUAAAUCCCCAUUCGAACAAAAUCCACCAUAAAGACUAUGUGAGUGUGGUAUGCGACGUUUUAAAAACUAGAGUCAGCGAAACAUCGUCUUUAACAAUAGGGGACAUAAACGAAAUACUUGAUAAUAUUGCUAAUGCGGAGAGCGAGAAAGCACCAACACUGGAAGAUAUAUUCGGUUCUGUAUUAAAGAAAAUAAACGUAAAGCAAUUAAGAUGGUUUCUAAGGAUCAUUUUAAAAGAUUUAAAGCUGAAUAUGGGCGCACCCUCGAUUCUUGCUGCAUUCCACCCUGAUGCUGAAAUAUACUACAACAAUUGUAGAGAUCUAAAGAAGGUUUGCAAAAAUUUCGACAGUGGUAAUACUCGACCAUCAGAGAUGGGCGUGAGCAUAUUCAGCGCUAUAAGCCCGAUGCUUCUACAGCCACUGUUCAUAACGAAGCUUUCCGAUCUGUCGACUGCAAAGAGCUAUGUGGUAGAAGAGAAAUUCGAUGGGGAAAGAUUCCAGAUACACAUGGCGGACGGCGUAUUCGAAUACUAUUCUAGGAACGGCAAACCGUACUCUCACAAUUACGGGAAGACGUACGAGUCGGGAACAUUGACGCCGUCGUUAAAGGGUUGUUUCUCAUCGGAAAUCACAAGCUUCAUACUGGACGGAGAGAUGGUGGGCUGGCACAAGACACAAGAUAAACCAUCGUCAAAAGGAAUGAGAUUGGACGUGAAGGAAUUAAAGGAUCAUUCGGAAUACAAGCCGUGCUUCUUCGCUUUCGAUUUGCUGUAUCAUAACGGACAAUCGUUAGUUGGACCACCGGAGAAAGGCGGAUUGCCCCUAAUUAUGCGUCUAGAAACGUUAGACACGAUGUUUGAAGAUGUGCGAGGUGUUAUAUACCGCAGUGAGAGGAAAUUGGCGCGGGAAAUCUCAGAUAUAGAGGAGGCAUUCAAUAAAUCUAUCGACGACGCAAAAGAGGGUAUAACGGUUAAGGAUACCGAAUCGUAUUACAUGGCGAAUCGAAGAAACGCAGGAUGGUACAAAAUAAAGGCAGAGUACACCGAAGGCACUAUAGAAGAUCUCGAUUUGGUCAUCAUUGGAAGAACUCUGAGACAUCCCAGCCAGUACUACGUCGCUUGCGUUGAUAAUACAACGCCGGGCGGCCGGUGGCUGUGCGUUGCGAAGGUGGGCGGGCUGGACGGAGAGCGGCGCGCUGCGCUCCGGGGCCGGCUGCAGCCACACUGGCGGCCCGUGGCCGAGCAGCCGCCGCCGCCGUCGCUCCAUUUCAACAAGAAGUGCGUCGACUACUGGCUGCCGCCCGAGAGCUCCGUCGUCCUGCAGGUUCGCGCUUCCGAGCUGGUGAAACGUGAGACAUACGGCACAGGUUACACCCUCCGUUUCCAACGCAUCAUCGAAGUACGCUACGACAAGCCCGUGAAGGACGCCAUGACGUUGCAGGAGUUCGAACAAAUGGUUUCGUCCAACGCGGAAGUGGUCAAGUUGGGCAAGAAGGUGAACCCUGCCCCGGUGGAGAGCGCGGCGAUGGUGCCGCGCAAGCGGCCGCUCAAGGGGCCGCUGCGGGUGGCCGAGCAGUUUCGCGCGGUGGCCGCCGGCGGCGUGGCGGCCACAUCGCGCGCGCUGCUCGGCAGGAAGCUCUGCGUGGUCUCGGACGACGCGGACUGCGACAAGGCCCAGUUGGUGAGGAUCAUCGAGUCCCACGGCGGCAGACACGAGGAGAACUACGGCGUGGACACGUGGUGCUGCGUGGCGGGCCGAUUGUCGUUCCACGUUCGGAAGCUGAUCGAAUCGAACGCGUGGGACAUAGUCAGCACGUCCUGGCUGAGGGGACUCCCCGAAGCGGACAAGCCUUGCACGCUCUCCCCGCUGGACAUGCUUUCGAUCAAACGGGUGACCAGGCUGAGACUGAGCUUCGACUACGACUGCUUCGGCGACAGCUACAAGGAGCCGCUGGACGUGGACACCCUGAAGAGGUGCUUCGAGAAAAUGGACAGCGAUGAACCUAAGGUGUAUUUAACAACGCAUGAGAAAAUAAAAGUCGACAAUGACCUAUUCGAGUCGCACAAUCCGAUGUCUUUUCUGCGUUCCUGCUUCUUGGCGAUUCCUAAUAGUGACAGCAUUUACUCGUUACGGGCUCGAAUGUACGGAGCGACUUUGUGCGAUUUGGAUUCCGGGAAUGUGACGCAUGUCGUCUUGUCCAAGAUGGCGUCUCCCCUAGAAAAAAUGGCGGCAAAGAGAACCAACGCCGCAUUGGUCACUGAAGAGUGGUUGGACGCAUGCUUUGCCGCUGCUAAAUUGGUUCCGGAGACCUUAUUUAUUUUA